Messenger RNA from Parnassius mnemosyne (clouded apollo), 315 nucleotides. The record is from the annotation of a GenBank genome assembly. NCBI's taxonomy places the organism in Eukaryota, Metazoa, Arthropoda, Insecta, Lepidoptera, Papilionidae.
AUGACGGAAGACCUAGCUGCUAAACAACCGAUAUUGGUCAAUCACUCUAGGCCACUGCUGCUUGACGACAACGCAAGACCACACACUGCACAACAAACAACCACUAAGUUAGAUGAGCUACAAUUGGAAUGUCUGCGAUAUCCACCGUAUUCUUCGGACCUUUCUCCAACAGAUUACCAUUUUUUCCGGAUUUUGGACAAUUCUUACAAGGAAAAUAAUUCAACUCCGAUGCGGCAGUCCAAACAGCCUUCAAAGAGUUUAUUGAUUCUCGUCACCAUGGUUUUUUUAUUAAAUGAAUCAAUUAACUACCUAUGA